Molecule: messenger RNA, 1135 nt
Organism: Capsella rubella
Lineage: Eukaryota; Viridiplantae; Streptophyta; Magnoliopsida; Brassicales; Brassicaceae
Exons: 5
Coding region: 73-843 (256 amino acids)
Source: RefSeq, a predicted model, not a curated record
UAAAGAUAACUAUUUUUGCGACCAUUGCUGUCUAAACACACACGCACACAACCAAAACAGAAGAAGAAAAAAAUGUCGAGUGACGAAACCCUAGAAGAUGCAAAGAAGCAACAGUUAUUGGAAUCGGAUGACAAACUCUCGAACGCGAACCAGAGAGCAGAGCCAUCUCAGGAAUGGGAGACAAUGGCUCGAGCUUGGGUGUCAGCUUUCCCCGACGCUAAAGCCGUCGUUAGCGCCGGCGAAGUCGAGACUUGGAUCGGCACAAACUUAGAUUCCUUACCGGCGGAUCUCCGUCACAUGCCUCGUUCUGAGCUCGUAGAUCGUCUCCUCUCAAUCCAACAUUACAUGAGACCAACACCAUCAUCAGAUCAGAACGAGCAAAAUGUGGAAACAGAUCAACAACAUCCAGCUCGAUUUCAGAGGACGGAUCAGUGGUUACCUGUGUAUUCGUGGUUAGAGUCUUUGGAUAAUGGAGAGUUGGUUAAAUCUAAGGAUAUAUCUGAAUGGCUUGAUGCUAAUCCUGAGGUUAAACAAGAGCUUUCUUCUAGGCAUUCUCGUUAUCAUUUGACUCAUUAUGUCAAGAAAUGUCAUCUCAAGAUUCUUAAAAGGAAGGAGAAGAAGGGAUUAAUCCGGCUGAGCAGAGCAACUGCCAUGGAAGUUCACAAAGAAUUUGGCGAGAAACACCCUUCUUCACUUUCCGCUGACCCAAUGAGCAACAUUCCGAAAGACAGUGACCUCUACCGCACAAAACAGAAAGAAGCUAAGCGCAGAUUUGAGAUCUUGGUAGAGCUCGAGAAGAGACUGGCACCGCAUUUUUCAAAGCCUCGGAUAGCAAACAGAUGAACAAUCAGCCUAGCUUAUCUACCAGAUGCUGCUGGCCUUUUGGAUUACCUUUGUAAGUAUAUGUUCUCUGCUUUGGUGCUGUUUGUGAAAUUGUACGGUCAUGUAGCUGUAUCCAAAUAUAGAUGGAGUCUAGUGUGGUGGUGUAACUUCAACUUGUAAUCUUUUCCAAUGUGAACAAUAAUAGCAUAUCAAAGAAACCAAAUCCAGUGUAGAGAAUGAGAGAGCGGGAGAGAUACUCUUCAUGAGAAGUAAUGUUUUUUUCUUCAUAUAUGGAAUAUUACACACAGCCUAA